Messenger RNA from Silurus meridionalis, 1720 nucleotides. Its product is annotated as zona pellucida-like domain-containing protein 1. The record is from RefSeq and is a predicted model, not a curated record. Bases 57 to 1265 code for a protein of 402 amino acids. NCBI's taxonomy places the organism in Eukaryota, Metazoa, Chordata, Actinopteri, Siluriformes, Siluridae. Gene Ontology annotation, cellular component: cell surface. The transcript has 11 exons.
AGAAAGAAGAGCUGGAGUAUCUGAUACAAGGUUUCAGCGCAACCAAGAAUUUGAAAAUGUUCCUCCAGCUUUACCUCAUCGCCUUUGCAGUGACAGCUGUUAGCAGUCAGACAGCACUGAAUUGUGCAGGCUUCCUCAGGUUACCAGACUACAAUGACAUCAGUGUUGACUGCGGCACAAACUACAUUACUCUAAACAUACAGAUCUGCCCAGCAAUCUAUGCCGGCUACAAUGAGACAGCACUUUUUGUCAAUGCCAUUACUAAUGACCCGAACUGCAAAGGCACCGUGGAUAGUAGCGUCGUUCCUCCUGUGCUACGCUUCACCUUUCCCAUUGGUACAAGCAACAGUUGUGGAAGCAAUCUCAAUACCACUAGCACUGCAGGCACUGGAAUAUUCUCAGACUUUUCCAACAUUCAGUCACUAAACAUCAGCGGAAUGGUGCGAUCAGUUGACACCUCAGUGAGCGUGGUAACCUACAAUACUGACCUGAAAUACUAUUACUCCUGUGCAUAUCCUCUGGAGUACCUGAUCAAUAACACCCGACUCGAUGUAUCUUCCUCUGCCAUUGCAGUGAAGGACAAAAAUGGCAGCUUCAUCAGCACACUCAGCCUCAAACUGUACAGUGAUGCAAACUAUACCACACCUCUUGUAAUUCCCACUCAGGGGAUUCAACUGAGGUCAAAUGUCUUUGUUAUAGUCCAAGCCACCAACCUUACUGCUCAGUACUAUGUACUGCUGGACAGGUGCUAUGCUUCUGUGUCCAGUUACCCCACCAACUCUACCUUCUAUAAUCUCUUUGUUGGGUGCAACAGGGAUCCGAUGACCAACAUUACUGAGAACGGUGCGAGUCAGGCUGCUCGUUUUUACUUCCCGGCCUUCCGAUUUACCGAGCAAAAAAACCAAAGUAUCUCAAGCUACUACCUGCACUGCAUCACACGACUAUGUGAGAGCUCUGCCUGUGCUAACUUUAGGACAUGUGGUGCAGGCAGAAGGAAAAGAGAGGCGGAGACCACCGCUUCACCUCAAAAUGGACUCACAGACUCCACUGUUCUCACCUCAACCCGCAUCAUCACCAGAUCUGAUAUCAACACAGAUUUAGCCACAAAAGAGCAACAAGUUGCAUCACCGAGUAAGGCUGACUCCUCUGUAGGCCUGGGUGUGGCAGUGGGCGUACUGGCGUUUGCCUGUGUUGGAACUGUCGUUAUUGGUGCUAUAUUCUACAAGAAGCUUAUCGUUUCUGGUGCCUCCAAAGUCCUCCGUUAAAAAGGGCUGAAACGACCAGCCUCCAGCACAAUAACUGUAGCUUCUAUUAUUCAUUCUCACACUUACAUGGGCAAAAUAUCUUUGGUUUCUAUAAAAUGACUUUCAUUUAUUUUUUUUUUUAUUUUAAGAAAAUUAAGAAUAAAUCUGCACAAUGGAUAUGAUGUGGCACAGCACCAAGUUAGGCAUCACUGAAAGUUGUACACUGUUAUUUAUUGAAAGGAACACAUUAAUGUAAAAAUACUUACGAACCAUGCCUUAUGUAAAACAACACAUUUUAGAACCUAAAUAUAAAUGUAAAUCAAAGCUAUGUGAGGGGAUUUUUUUUUCCAAGAAAGAAUAUUAUUGUUUCUGGCUUAUGAUAUAAAAUGCACUUGCACAUUGUAAAGGAUCUUUAUUAUAUUUCUAAUUAUAUAUUGUUGUCUUAAUUGGUGAUGUAUAUUUUUGAUUCGUUAAUU